AUGGACUCAGUUAGAGUCAGUAAAGACCAACCACAAAAAUAUAUGGAAGCAGAUGCCGGUGAUGGUACCAAAAGGGAAGACCAUUACCUUCAUGGUGUGAAAUUAAUCAUCUGUAUCGCUUCUUUGGUAUUGAAUAUGUUCUUAUGUGGAUUAGAUCAAACCAUUGUGGCUACAAUUCUUACAGAUGUCACCAAUCAAUUCGAAUCUUUCGAUAAAGUUGGUUGGUUAACUUCUGGAUACCUUUUACCCAUGACAGUUUUGUCCGCCAAUUGGGGACAAUUAUCGAUUUUAUUUGGUAGGAAAUGGGUUAUGAUUAUUUCCAUUAUCAUCUUCGAAUCAGGUUCUUUGAUGUGUGCCUUAUCCCCCAAUAUGAACACUUUGAUUGGUGGUAGAGUUUUAGGAGGUAUUGGAGCUUCAGGUAUUCAGUCAAACAUUUUCAUUAUUAUAAGUGAAGUUGUAGAUAUGAACCACAGACCUGUUGCAUUCACAGCCCUUGUAGCUAUCAUGGGUAUUGCAUCAAUCGUUGGUCCAUUAAUUGGUGGUGCUUUCACGACAAAUGUCUCAUGGAGAUGGUGUUUCUACAUCAACUUGCCUAUCGGUGGAGUUGCCGCCAUUUUGUUCUUCAUCGUUUUCAACCCUCCAAAACCAUCCAGAAACUUCAAAGAAGCUUUAAAAAAAAUCGAUUACGUUGGCACUUUCCUCCUCGCUGGAGGUUUGGUGGUAUUCUUCCUUGGUUUAACCUUUGGUUCCAAUGGCCAAUAUCAUUGGGGUUCAGCCGCCGUUAUCCUUUGUUUGGUCUUGGGCGUGUUAGCCAUUAUGGGGUUCAUCUUAUGGAAUUGGAAAUUCAGCCCUAACCCUUUAAUUCCUUUGGAAGUGGCUAAAGUCCCCCAAAUCAAUGCUUCAGCCGCCGCUAUGUUCGGUAUGUUCGGUUCUAUGAUGGUGAUGGUAUUGUACUUAUCUAUUUACUUCCAAAACAUUUGUCAAAGAGAUCCUCUUCAUUCAGGGUUGAGUUUAUUAUCCUUAGUCAUCCCCAUGAUUAUUUGUUCUAUCUUCAUGGGGUUCCUCAUGAAGAAAACCAUGUUGGUUAAACCCUAUGGACUUGUUGGAGGUGCCUUGAUAUUGGUCGGGGGAGGUAUUGUAUCUUUAUUGGAAGUUGAUUCUUCCGACACCAAAAAAAUCGGACUUCCUAUAAUUUCCGGUCUUGCUAACGGGAUUAUCAUGCAAGCAGCAAUAUCAUCAUCCCAAUUAUCUGCUCCAAAAACCCCAGGAGCUAUGAUCAUGACAACUUCUUAUACCAUUUUCUGGAGAAACUUAGGUGGUACUUUAGGAGGUAUUGUUUCCGGAGUUGUCUAUAACACUUCCUUCCACGAUAAAUUAUCUUCAGGAUUGAAAGACUUAGCUACUAGUGAUCCUAGUUUGUAUGACCAAUUCCACAAAUACACCGUCGACCAGUUGAUGAGUUCCACUGAUUAUCUUAAUGAAAUGUCCUCAGCUGGUGUUGCUUUCCUCAAACAUUGCAUGAUGAAGGGUAUAACCAGUGUAUUUUAUCUCAAUUUGGGUUUUGCAGCCAUUUGUUUCUUGGGGUCAGUAUUUUUCACUAACAAAAUGAUCCCCAGUAAAGAUCAAAUCAAGACCAAACAAGAUAGAGAUGUGGAGGACGCAGAGAAAGCCAGUAAGGACGUAGACAAUGCUGAUUCUGACAAAGACGCAGAGAAAGUAACUUCAGAUAAGGACGAGUCGGGAAAGAUUUCAUCGGAAAACCCAAGUGAUAGAGUUUAA
This is a messenger RNA of Yamadazyma jaroonii, 1779 nucleotides long. The record is from the annotation of a GenBank genome assembly. Lineage: Eukaryota; Fungi; Ascomycota; Pichiomycetes; Serinales; Debaryomycetaceae.